Aspergillus nomiae NRRL 13137 is the source of this 1101-nucleotide messenger RNA. Its product is annotated as NAD(P)-dependent alcohol dehydrogenase. The record is from RefSeq and is a predicted model, not a curated record. Gene Ontology annotation, molecular function: zinc ion binding; L-iditol 2-dehydrogenase (NAD+) activity. NCBI's taxonomy places the organism in Eukaryota, Fungi, Ascomycota, Eurotiomycetes, Eurotiales, Aspergillaceae. Gene Ontology annotation, biological process: D-sorbitol catabolic process. The transcript has 3 exons. Bases 1 to 1101 code for a protein of 366 amino acids.
AUGGCUACCGCAACUGUCCUCGAGAAGGCCAACAUUGGUGUUUACACCAACACCAACCACGACUUGUGGGUCGCCGAAUCGAAACCGACGCUCGAGGAGGUGAAGAGUGGCGAGAGCUUGAAGCCCGGUGAGGUCACAGUUCAGAUUCGCAGUACCGGAAUUUGCGGAUCUGACGUGCAUUUCUGGCAUGCCGGCUGCAUUGGCCCCAUGAUUGUCACGGGAGACCACAUCCUGGGUCACGAGUCGGCCGGUGAAGUGAUCGCAGUUGCCCCCGAUGUCACCCAUCUGAAGCCAGGCGAUCGUGUCGCCGUCGAGCCCAACAUUCCCUGCCACGCUUGCGAGCCUUGCCUGACUGGACGUUACAACGGUUGUGACAAGGUGCUUUUCCUGUCCACUCCUCCCGUAGACGGUUUGCUGCGGCGCUAUGUCAACCACCCAGCUGUCUGGUGCCAUAAGAUCGGCGAUAUGAGCUAUGAGGAUGGCGCUCUGUUGGAACCCCUCAGCGUGUCUCUGGCUGCAAUUGAGCGAAGCGGGCUUCGCUUGGGCGACCCUUGCCCGCGCCGCGGCGCGACACCCAUUGUCAUCACCGAUAUCGACGAGGGAAGACUAGCAUUCGCCAAGUCGUUGGUUCCCGACGUUAUCACCUACAAGGUGCAGACCAACCUGUCCGCCGAGGAUAACGCUCAGGGCAUUAUCGAUGCUUUCAACGAUGGCCAGGGCUCCGCCCCUGAUGCUCUGAAGCCUAAGCUGGCACUGGAGUGCACCGGUGUCGAGAGCAGUGUCGCAUCCGCCAUUUGGAGCGUCAAGUUCGGCGGCAAGGUCUUCGUGAUCGGCGUGGGCAAGAACGAGAUGAAGAUUCCGUUCAUGCGCCUGAGUACCCAAGAGAUCGACCUUCAGUACCAGUACCGCUACUGCAACACCUGGCCCCGCGCCAUUCGCCUCGUGAGGAACGGUGUCAUCAGCUUGAAGAAGCUUGUUACACAUCGCUUCCUCUUGGAGGACGCUCUCAAGGCCUUCGAAACUGCUGCAGACCCCAAGACGGGAGCCAUCAAGGUCCAGAUCAUGAGCAACGAGGAGGAUGUGAAGGCCGCUUCAGCUUGA